AUGACAAACUUUAAAAUGUCCGACAACAGUGAUUCAGGGAGUGAAGAGAACUAUUAUGACAAAUCAAACGGCAAGGAUUAUGAUGUCUGCCGUGAUUUUUUACGCAAUGUUUGUAAAAGGGGACGUAAAUGUAAAUAUCGACAUCCUAGCAAUGGUGAACAACGUGAGUCAGCCAAUCAAAAAAUAGUCUUCUGCCACGACUAUCAAAACACAGGAUGUCAUCGUGUUAAUUGUAAAUUCUUACACUGUACUCGUGAAGAAGAGGAGACUUAUCACUCCACUCGUCAGCUUCCACCACGUCUGCAUCAAAUAGUUCUGACGGGAAAUGGUGGUGAGGGAUCUAAGUUUGAUAUUCCUAUUUGUAAAGAUUUCCAGAAAGGACAGUGCGUGCGAGGAAUGAAAUGUAAAUACCGGCACGUAAAAAACGACUAUCAACAGAACGGACUCGCUGAGCGCGGGGUAGAAAAUAGAUUUGAUGAUCGUUAUGAAGAAGAAAGAUAUGAGGGAUUCGAUCGCUAUGAUACAUAUAGUGUUGCUAAGCGUCGUCGUGUGGAAUUAGUGAGUUAUCCAGGAUUUGAAGACCGAUAUCGUCCAAUGUCCUAUCAUAUCGUUGAGGAGGAAAAUCUAAUGUUACGACGAAAAGUCGAAGAACUUAAAAAAACUAUUGCAGAUUUGACAGCCACAAAUGAAGUUCUUUUGGAGCAAAAUGCACGCUAUCGUGUGUCAAAAGCUAAUGCAGUGCAGACUUUAACUGGCGGUGAUUUAGCGCAUACUCAAUUGACUCCAGCAGUGACACCUGGUGGGCCAGCGACUGGCAAUUCAUUCAAUAUGAAUUCUACAUUGACUCAACAAAUUUCCAUGAACAGCGAUCUAGCAACCCAGCAUGCUUUGCAGACAGCGCAGCGCAUUGCUUCAGUGAAUGCAGCGGGAAUGAAUGUCACGCCAACCAUAAAUGCAUCCAUGGUUCCCGUUUCCAUGACGCAGACAAUGGUGCCUGUUACUAUGGGACAAAAUAACAUAUCGAUGCAAAACCUCCAAUCGGGUUGCACUAUUACACGUAGCAUUCCGCAAAGUUUUGCAGCCCAUCAGAGCAAUCCACUCAUAUCCUAUCCCAUCAUGUCUCAUUCUAUGAGGACGGCAGCAGUG
Lottia gigantea (owl limpet) is the source of this 1146-nucleotide messenger RNA. RefSeq lists its product as hypothetical. The annotation marks the transcript as partial. The transcript has a single exon. Gene Ontology annotation, molecular function: metal ion binding. The record is from RefSeq and is a predicted model, not a curated record. NCBI's taxonomy places the organism in Eukaryota, Metazoa, Mollusca, Gastropoda, Lottiidae.